Molecule: messenger RNA, 2946 nt
Organism: Fusarium fujikuroi IMI 58289
Lineage: Eukaryota; Fungi; Ascomycota; Sordariomycetes; Hypocreales; Nectriaceae
Exons: 11
Coding region: 1-2946 (981 amino acids)
Molecular function (GO): ATP binding; nucleic acid binding
Source: RefSeq, a predicted model, not a curated record
AUGGCUUUUUCUUCCAAUAGAACAAUUGCCACUCCACCAGCUGCAUCCGGACCCGAAGUCAGCUUCGGGUCAUGCCUCCCCGAGGAUAGAGUAAGUAAUGAGCCGGGCAGUAUUGGUCACACUAACUCUGCCAGCAUCAUCGCCGUCCAUGGCCUUGGCCCGCCAGCGAAAGGUGAGAAGAAACACGCCUUCGACACGUGGAGAACUCAGUCGGGUCAAAAGGGCCGUCUCUGGCUGCAGAAAGAUCUUCCAGAUCAUAUUUCUGAUUGUCGAAUCUUCUUAUAUCAGUACAACACGACUGCGGCAUAUGGUCGAGGCCUCGACGAAUUUCGGAGCAAGGCGGAUAAUCUCCUCGAAGUCAUCAACAUUGAGAGAAGAGAUUGUCCCGAGAGACCAAUUUUGCUACUUGGUCACAGCAUUGGGGGGUUUUUGAUCCAGCAAGCCCUGAUCAAUGCCCACAGAAACCCAGGAUAUAGUGCCAUUAAAGAUAAUACCACUGGCAUAGUAUUUUUUGGAACACCGCAUGAGCCCAAUACUCAGAAACUUGGUGAUAUAGGCACGGCAAUCGCCAGAGAAGUAGGUCAUGAGGCCAGAUCUGGUUUGAUUGAGUCGUUGCAGGCUGGAAGCAUCUUUUCCGAGCUCGAAUCAUGGAGGCAUCAGGCGCUUCAGUAUAAUACUGUCUCCUUUUGGGGAUCAUCCGAUACUAUGGUCUCUCGCAAGUCCGUUAUUCUUGGAUUGCCUGGAGACGUAUGGAAGAUUGUCGAGCUAGACGCCAACCACAGAGGGCUCUGCAAGUUUGGCAACUCUGAUAAAGACCAACACAACUUGAAACUCGUGGUUGAAAACAUCAAGCGUAUCUACCAAUUGGCGAUCGUGAAGCCCGAGUCCCAUGGUGCUUACUACCCUGAUACGUCUGGCGUUCAGACGCCCCGCACUUCAGAAUAUAGCCAGGACAUGCAUCAUGACAUAUUGGAGGACAUCCGACGUGUCGCAUUGAGCACGACCAAUGAGACAGAGCAGCUGGUAAUGACACCGAGUAAAGAGAGCCAACUCCAAGACGACGAACUAAAUGUUCAAGACUCUUUGCAAACGGCGUUAGACCACUCUGCUAACAAGGACGUACCAAGUAUUACCGGAUCAUCCGUGCAAGAACUUCUCAUCGCGGAAACUGAGGUAAUAGAGUCACUGGCCCAAGACAAGCUUUAUUCCCAGAUUCCCUUUGAGUUGCUCGUUGUGAUCUGGCAGAACUACAGCACUAGCGAUCGCUCUCCUGUCGCGCAUAGACUACCUUUCGACCACUCAGCCCCAGGCGUUAGUAAUAUUACCAACUCCCUCACUGAGACUAUCACUGAGGCAAGCAAGCCAACUGCAAAGGUUGAGGCAAAUGUGAUUAUUGCUACACCUGGUAGUCUUUUGAGCUGUAUUCGUCGUCGCCACGUCGAAACAUCUCAGGUGAGGUUCCUUAUUAUUGACGACGUCGAUUAUCUUGUGGAUUGUCAAGGAUUAGGGCAGCAAUGCAUGUCAGUCGCCAGAGCGUCGCCACAAACUAUCCAAUUUCUACUCUUUUCCGAUCAAUCAACAUCGACCUCGGGGUAUAUAUAUAAUAUGCUCAAGUCCAAUACUUGGGAGAACCACGAGCUGAAGGCGAUCGAGCUUAGUACCAACAAGAUCGCUCAUCUGUUAUUCAGAUGCGGUGGGGAGCGGGAGAAGCUGGAUAUCAUUUGCAAACUCCCUGGUGUUGUGACGAUAAGCCACGCCGUGACGAACCUGUUCGAUACAACUGACGAUGGCGGGAUGCAAAGUCUAUUGGAGAAGUUCGUGACUGGGCAAGCCCAAGUUCUCAUUACAACGGACUGCAAGACCCGGGGCCUUAGUCUUCCCUCUAGCUCCAUGGUUAUCAACUACGAUGUCCCGGAUGCCGACGCUUACCGUUACACUCGUCAGGCUAGUCGCGCUGGCAAAGCUGGUCGCUUUGGGUUCGCAGUGAAUCUUGUAAGCAGCGAGAAGGAAUUGGAAGAUCUUCUGUCAGUCGCAACAUCUCAGUGCAUCGAUAUUGUUAUGGGCGGCUCGGACGAAGAGAGGGAGAAGGAGAAGGAGAAAGAGCGCAAGAGGGAUAUAGUGGGAGACUUUCUGUAUGCGUCAUUUAUGCGUGAAAUAGCAUUGAAGCAUGCAGUGGGUCUCGGCAGCCAGCCCAAUGUCGUCCCAGUCACUGAACCUGUUGUCGAUGGACCUCGUCGUCCUGUCGAGGUUGGAUGGCAUCCUGUCGGCGGAUUCGCCGGAAAGUGGUUUGCGGAAGAGACAGGACUGGGCAAGAUGAUCACGGAGAAGAUCAACAAGUAUCCUGAUCCGACGCAGCACUGGGCUGUUCUCGUUGGUGACUAUGCUCAUCAACUAUGGAUGGAUGAGAACUUUGAUGUCAUUUACACGAAUGCAAAGAUCGAGCGAGACGAGUGGCGGACGUUUCCGGUUGGAGAGACGCGCUUCAAUGAUGACGCCUUAAGGCGAGCUGGCGAAUCAGUCAUCCACAGUAUCAGAGAGAGGCAGCCUACCUACAACCUCAUAACCAACAAUUGCCAGACGUACGUCCUCCAGCUCCUCGACGCCAUUAAGGUUGGUGUGAAUAAAGAGUUCGGCACUACCCUGGCUGUUUACGAGAGAGUUUUUGGACCAGGCAAAAUCAAGGAUCUCUUCGAUGGCCAAGAGAAACCGGAGGAUCAGCAACAGCACCAGAUUGAGCAGGGAGGAGAACCUGGAGCAGAGGCGGGAAUACAGGAGCCGAUGCACCCGGGCAGAUCGGAUACAGUCAAUCUGGCACAGGAUGUCAUGAACCAGAAUACGAAUCAACUAGACACCGAAAGGGAGAUGGAGAGGCACGAGGACGAGAAAGAUGAGAAGGAGAAGAAGAAGAAGGGCUUCUUCUCGCGCUUUAAGCGAAGUAAUAGUUAG